Messenger RNA from Glycine soja, 906 nucleotides. Its product is annotated as transcription factor bHLH149-like. NCBI's taxonomy places the organism in Eukaryota, Viridiplantae, Streptophyta, Magnoliopsida, Fabales, Fabaceae. The record is from RefSeq and is a predicted model, not a curated record. The transcript has a single exon. Gene Ontology annotation, biological process: regulation of DNA-templated transcription. The coding region runs from base 158 to 742 and encodes 194 amino acids. Gene Ontology annotation, molecular function: protein dimerization activity.
GGGGGUAGCAGGCAAUAAAUGUGAGUAACAGAAGAAGGCGGUGGAUUGUCUCUCACAACAAGAUAAUCAUAUCAUCUUGGCUCGUUCUCAUUCUUCAUUCCUCAUACUACCCAUUUGCGAUCAAUCAAUCUUCUCUGUUUUCAAAAACAUUCCAAUAAUGGAGUCUUUGUCUUUUUCUUUGCACUCAAACCUCCAUUCCCUUACUUUGCUGCAACAUUCCAAUCAAAACAAGAAGCGCCGCAAAAUCACACACCAAAACUCCUCAGCUCUCACUCCCUGGACUUCCCAUACCGAACACCGCCUCUACUCUUCCAACCUCCUCCACGCGCUCCGCCGCAACAGCAACCCUACCGCCGCCCUCCAAGUCCGCGCCGCCGCAGACCGCGUCCUCGCCGCCACUGCCAAAGGCCGAACUCGCUGGAGCCGCGCCAUUCUCGCAAAUCCGUUCGGCCGGUGGAGGAAGCAGAGGCAGAGGCACCACAAGAAGGUCAAGAACUGCUCCGCCAACAAAUGUAUGAAGAAGACCACGCCGGAGAUUCGGAGAAGGUUACCGGCGGUGCAGAAGAAGGCGCGCGUUCUCGGAAAGUUAAUCCCUGGUUGCCGGAAGGUGUCGUUCCCGAAGCUUCUAGAAGAAGCCGGUGACUAUAUUUCAGCGUUGGAGAUGCAAGUGCGAGCCAUGAAGGCUCUCGCAGACCUUCUCCCCACCGGUGCUCCGCCGCCAGAUCCGAUCGGUUUAAGUUGACCCAAGUUGUUCAUUUUUAGGUGUUUCUUGGUAUAUCGUUAAUAUUGGUUUUCAGAUUUCAGUUCCAUCUUCGCCACUUUUUUUUUUUUUUCUCUCCUCAUUUUUUAUUAUUUCAGUUAAAGAAGUUAUAAUAGACAAUAAUAUAUGUUCUAUAUUGUUAUACA